Camelina sativa (false flax) is the source of this 869-nucleotide messenger RNA. RefSeq names its product ras-related protein RABG1-like. Gene Ontology annotation, molecular function: GTPase activity; GTP binding. The record is from RefSeq and is a predicted model, not a curated record. NCBI's taxonomy places the organism in Eukaryota, Viridiplantae, Streptophyta, Magnoliopsida, Brassicales, Brassicaceae. Gene Ontology annotation, cellular component: vacuolar membrane.
UAAAAACAAUAUAUAGUAGACUUCUUUGUCUCUCUCCAAAAAAGCCAGAAAUAGAAUCGGAGAACAAUCUCAUAGACUUUUUUUCUUGUGCUUAUGGAAAAUGAAUUCUUGGAAUGUACCGAAAAAGCUUAAGAUCAUUCUCCUCGGAGAUAGCGGGGUAGGCAAAACAACACUGUUGAACCGAUACAAUAACAAGGAUUUCAAGCAGCUACAUCAAUCUACAGUAUACGUAGAUGUUAUCACCAAGGAGAUUUGUAUCGCAGAAAAAACUUUCAGUUUACAAAUUUGGGAUACGGCCGGACAAGAAAGAUUUAACAGUAUACCAUCAAGGUUCUAUCGGGACAUAGAUUGUUGCGUUCUUGUCUACGACGUGAAUAUUUUCAAAACGUUUGAAUCUAUCGACAACUGGCACGCCGAGUUCAUCAAACAGGCAAAUCCAAUGACACCUAGCAAGUUUCCCUUUGUCUUGGUGGGCAACAAGAUUGAUAUAAACACCGGAAAACCCCGAGUUGUUGCAAAAGAGAUAGCAGAACAAUGGUGUGGCUCAAAGGAGAAUAUAACACACUUUGAGACUUCGGCAAAGGAAAAAACCAAUGUAGAAGAAGCUUUUCUGGAGAUGGCCAACAAGGCUCGCUCAAAUGAGCAUUAUUUGCCCAUAUAUGUGCCCAUACAGAUGCCCAUACAGAUAAGCACACCACUGGAGGAGAAGCCAAUACGUUGUUCUUGCUGAAGUAAUCGACUACCGCGCGUACCAUAUGUUGUUUGUUAUAUUAUUUCAAAACAAGGGAUUUAAAGAUUGUACGUGCUUCCAUAUAACACUUAUUUACAUAAUGAAGUGAAGGCCCAUAUAUGCCGAUAAAAAGUUCUUA